Molecule: messenger RNA, 11659 nt
Organism: Mustela lutreola (European mink)
Lineage: Eukaryota; Metazoa; Chordata; Mammalia; Carnivora; Mustelidae
Gene: ZNF469
Product: zinc finger protein 469
Exons: 4
Coding region: 245-11554 (3769 amino acids)
Source: RefSeq, a predicted model, not a curated record
UCCGCGCCCAGAGCGCCGGGGCCGCCGCGGCCGUGCCGGGAGCUCGAUCGUGCCCGCCAGCGCGGCGAACGGAGCGGGGCCCUCGGAGCGGGAGCCGAGAAACCCCCAUUCCUCAGAAAACGGACCUGCACAGUGACUCGGCUGAUGGACUGACUCCCCAGGCUCCGUUCAGGACCAUGAGAACAGGCUUCCCCAGGGGCCCCCUUGGACCACCACGUCCUCCUAGCACCCAGACGGAGGGGCCAUGCCCGGGGAGCAGCCCCGCCAAGCACUGCCCCCAGCCAUGACCCGAGACCCGCAGCCCUGCCAAACAGCUGGUGGCCUGGGGGGGCCCUCCCAGCCCCCCAGCGAGGACGGCGGCCCAGCCAGCAGGACCACCAAGGCCACAGGCAGCAGGGCCUGGGUAGGGGAGCCUCCAGAGUCCCAGCUGUGGCAGGCCAGGGAGGGGGAACCCAAGGCGCCCCUCCUGAGAGCCGAGUCCCUGAGCAGCCUCGCAGGGAGGGGGUGCAGCCCGCAGGGCACCCCCGGGAGGAGCCCGGUGCAGGCUCUCACGCAGCAGGCCAGCAGGGCCGACGGCAGUCCCCAGCAGCUGUACAGUCAGAGCAUCUCUGGCCCAAGGGUCAGACACACUCUGGACAAGACUCCUGAGGGCCCACAGGGCGAGGACCCCGGGCCCCCAGAGGCAAAGGCCCCACCGACCCCAGAAGAGCUCAGUUUCCAAAGGUGCUUCCAGGAGACCCCCUCCAGCUUUACCUCCAGCAACCAUACCUCACAGAAGGCCACCUCCGGGCCCCCGCCCCUCCGGCCCCCCUCGGGCAGCAGUGCCAGUCCCUGCCGGCCGGCCUCCUACUCGGAACUCCAGGCCGGGGGCGCCGACAGCUGGCCUCCCGCUGUUGGGAACGGCUUCCCAGGUGCUAGAUUUGGGGUCCCUGCUGCCAAGCCAGAGCCUUUUCCCGAAGGGGACGGCCCCGUGGUGGCCUCCUUCCCGUACCCCCUCCGGGCACUGCACGGGCCUGGCCCAAAACCCUUCCCCGCGGACAGGUCCCCGCCCACAUGCGGGGAAAGAGCGCUAGUGUUUGCCUUCUGCCAGCCCAGGGGAGCGUGGCCAGAAGACGCGGUGGGCACAGGCGCCGCCUGCCCCUUGCCCACCCUGCCCACGCCCCAGCCCCCACUCUGCUACCCGGGCCGGCCCAGCCUUGACGCCCCCAGUGACCUCGGCUGUGCUCCCCCACAACCUGGUGCUGCUCCCCUGGCCCCCAGCCCUUUCUCAGAGAGCCCGGCCACCUUUCCAGACAGUUUGCACAAGAGCCUGACCAAAGCUCUGCCUGAGAGACUGCCUUUGGCCCAGGACGACAGGCUGGGGAGCCCCAGGGGGCCCCCAAACUCUCUGUCCCAGAGGCACUUUCCUGGGCAGCCCUAUGGAAGGCCCGGGGCCAGUGGAGUGGGGACCAGCCCAGGGCCUCUAGACACAGAGCUGGCCACCCCAGGGCCCCUGCCCACCAGACUGCCCCCGCUAUGGGACCCUGCCGCAGCCCCUUACCCUACACCUCCCCUGGGACCCCCAGCCCCUGCCGGGAAUGCCUUCUUCAAAGGCCAGGCCAACCUAGGCCAGCGCCUUGGCCUCCCCCAGAGCUCCCCACUGCCCUGGCCCCAAGUGCUCCCAGCCACCGGGCCUGGCCCCCAGCGCAUGGAGGUGCUGAGCCAGCUGCCUUUCCCCGCAGGGGCCCCCGAGUGGCAGGGCGGCAGCCAGGGAGCCCUGGGGGCUGCCGGCAAGACCGCCGGGCCUGGGGAGAAGCUGGCAGUCCUGAGAAACAGUCCAGGUCAGCACGGGGGCAGCUCCCCUGGCCUGUUCGCCUACAACGGGCUGAAGGACUCCGGAGCCCAAUCCCUGUUCUUUGGGGUGGCCCAGUCCCAGGUCUCACCCCGGGCAACCCCCAGCCUGCCCCCUCCCCGAGUCGUGGGCGCCUCUCCCUGUGGGUCCCCGCUGCCCUCACCGGCCACCAACACGGCCAGCAGCAGCUCCUGCUCCUCGCUGUCCCCGCUGUCCAGCAGCCCGGCCAACCCAAGCUCGGAGGAGAGCCAGGUGUCUGGCCCACUCGGGCCCCCCACCUUCUUCCACACCCCUGCUCGCCCCCCGGAGACCAGCAGCCCCUACCCGUCCCCUGAGCCCCCACACGCCGUGCCCAGGCACUAUCAGCCGGAGCCCGUCGGAGAAUUCCCUUUCCCCGCGGAGGGGCUGGGGCCUGAGGGCUCUUUCAAAUGCUUAGAGGAGGCCCCCUUCUCAGGCUCAGGCCCGGAGGCCAGGCUGGAAGGCUUCCCCCAGGAGCCACCCCCCUACCCGGCCCACCACUUCCCCCUGAGCAGCGCGAGUCUGGACCAGCUGGACGUGUUGCUCACCUGCAGGCAGUGUGACCAGAACUACAGCAGCCUGGCCGCCUUCCUGGGGCACCGGCAGUUCUGCCGCGCACUGCUGGCCAGGGCCAAGGAUGGCCCCCCGCAGCCCCCGGGCCCUCCUGGCCCCCCCGCCGCCCCUAAAGCGCCAGCCAGCGGGAACCUGAGCCUGCUCAGCCACACCAAGACGGUCCCCUUACUGCUCAGCGGGGACCUCCGGGCUGACGGCAAAGAGGACCCCCUGAGGACCAGCUUCCUGCCCAGCCUGGCCACCGCCCCCUUCGCCCUCCCUGCCACAGACCUGGACCCUGAGGACGACGCCAAGCUGGACAGCCUCAUCACCGAGGCGCUCAACGGCCUGGGGUACCAGUCGGACAACCCCGAGAUCGACAGCAGCUUCAUCGAUGUCUUCGCUGAUGAGGAGCUUUCCGGCCCCAGAGGGCCUGGUGCUGGGCAGCCCCCCAAGACCAAGGUGGGGGCCGUGCUAGAGAAAAAAGCCCAGCACCCGCUCCCGGGCGAGGCCGCCUCUCUGGAGCCCCAGGUCCCCCACCCUGGGAAUGGCGGCUGCCCGGCCCGCAGCCGGCCCAAAACCCGCUCCCUGGGCCCCGCGCCCACCGAGGCAGGUGGGGCUGGCCUAGGCAGCCAGCAGAGGAGAGGGAAGCGGUUCAAGUUGUUCCAGAAAGGGCUGGACCCCUCCAGCUCCACCGAUAGCCGGAAGGGCCCCAGAGCCACUUGCCUGAGGCCGAGGAGGAAAGGCCACGUGGCGGAGGCACCCCCACCCCGACCCCGGGACCUCAGGACCCAGGCCCCCAGGAGCCCCGCCGUUCCCAGCCACCGGGCCCUCCCCAUGGAGACUAGGAGCUCACCACGCCUCCGCCUGUCCCCCGGGAAGGGCUCCAGGAGGAGGAAGCCCGGGGCCGGCACCUGGAGCAAGGAGCUCAUCCACAAAAUCGUGCAGCAGAAGAACAAGGCCCAGGGGCGGCCGCGGCGGCGUGGCCCAGGCGGGCGCCUCCCUCAGGCCCCGGUGAGGCAGGUGCCCAGCAGCGCUGAGCUGGGCUUCGGAGAGCUCACCUGCGCCUCCGAGUCCGAGGAAGAGGAAGGGUCACAGCCGCACGGCUCCUGCCUCCGAGGGCGGCCCCGCCAGGGCUGUGGCCGGCGGCACCGAGGCACAAAGCAGAAGGAAGCCGAUGUGGCCCCGGGCCCUGAGGAGGACAGAGGGCCGCAGAAAGCCAGGACGCUCAGGAAGCAGGAAGCCGCAAAGGUCAGGGCCCCCCCCAGCCCCAAGGAGCCAGGCAGUCCUUGCCCAGGCCCCGAGGAGAGAGGCCCCAAGCAUCUCCUGCAGGUUCCGGCCAGUGCCGGGGCCCCAGAGGAGAACUGUCCGGCCCUGGACUCCCCCCCGGAGACCAAGAACCCCAGACCUGCUGAGGAGCGACUGCCAGGUGCCACCGAACUCCACAGAGAGGCUCCAAGCUCUUCUCCAGCCUCCUGCGGGGAGGGAAGCCCCCAGUCCCCAGCCCCGGAGCCAGGCAGAGGGGACCCCCGGCUGUCCCGUGGGAGUGUGCCAGGCACGGCCCAGGGCACAGAGCCGCCCACCUCCCAGGACAGAGAGGACCCCUACCCAUCAGGAGAGCUGCUGGUGCCUGUCGCUCACGCCGCCGACACCUCUGCCCUUGAAUCUGGCGCCCUGUUUUUGAAGACUCCUGAUCUUGGCUGUGGCCCUGCUCUUCUUAACAGAGACCCAGUGGGGGUUCCCCUUGCCAGAAAGGGGGCCCAGCCCUACAGCAGUCCCCCCAGAAAAUUGUUCCUCGGACCCAAAGACCUGCCUGGCUGUCUCCAAGAAGGCCUCUACUCCAAGCCCUUAGCACCGGACUCUCCAGCUGCCAGCGGCGCACGCCGGCCCCAAGACGGUUUGCACACCAGUGUCCUUGAGCCAAAACCACCAAGGAGUCCACCCUACACGAUCCAUGGGGGCCCCGGCAAAGCCGGACCCCCGCUGACCCUGGAGUCCACGCAGCUCUUCCCGGGGCUGCCUACAGAUGGGCUUGACCCGCCCACCUACAGUGGCCGGCAGGGAAGUGGAGACACCGACCCCCCGCCCCUGUGCACUGAUCCUCCCCCAAGGAAACCGCAGUUAGAGCCACCAUACUCCCUGCUUCUGCCCGACAAGGGCUGGUCCCUGCUGGAGGAGGCCCCAGUGCUGGCCAGCCAUGUGGGUCACCUUCCCGACCUCUUGGGGGAGAAGGCCUUCAGUAGGAGACGCCCCGGGGAAGCAGCAGAGGCUGCCAGUCCUUCCCCUCUGCCUGGCAAGGUCAGCGAAUGUGGCAUCGCUUUUAUGGGCAGCCUGUCCGAAGAUGAACUAGAAAUCAAAAGACUGGUCGCCGAAUUGGAGACUCAGCUGCAGAGUAAAGGGGUGUCCGGGGCCCCAGAACUGCCGUGCACAGCUGGGCAGGUGGGCAGAAUGCAGGCCGGCACAGGGGCCCCUCUGCCCACCCACCAGGCCGCCUCGCCCCCCAGGGACACCUUCUCCGAGGCCGACCUCACCGGCCUUGGGGUGUUGACUCCACACCCAAAAAGGGCAGAAACAGCAGUGGCCACCACGGAAGGGGGCCUGGGGAGCCCCCAGGAGGAGUGGCCCUCACCCCACCCAGGAGAAGCAGCCCUCUCCCCCUGUGUGCAUCUAGACGGGGCCUCUGGGGCCCCCAGAAGCCUCAGUGGGGCCGACCGCAGCUUCCAAGCAGUACAGAGAGCCGGGGUCUUAGAGACAGGCCUCCCAAAGGCCAAAGGGGACUGCGGGGCCCACGCAGACAUCUCUUGCCCCAGCCCUGGAGAGCUGUUCAAGUCUCCACGGGAUGUGAGCUGCUUAGCAAGGUGUAGCCCAAGCCAUGAGCCUUUACUUCCCAAAAAUAAUGAGGCUGCCAAGAUGCACCCAAGCCACGCCCUGUCGCCCCUUCCCUGCACACAGGCAGGAGGGCCCCGCCGAGACCCCCCCGAGCUGGAAGCAUCUGGCCGCCCACUAGCCCACCUGGCGCCCAGCUCGGCCUCUCAGGGGGCCGCCCCGUCCUGUGAUGCCGGUCAUGGCGAUGCGCCCGAAGAAUGCUCUGCGAGCCAAGCAGGCCCGCCCCACUCUGCUGCGGGGGGCCCUGGCCUUAAGGGUGAUGAGGAGUCUGUGCCCGUGGGUGCCUCCCCGAGUCCCACCUGCGCGCCCAACACCGGUCCUGGCAGGAGGCCCCAGGACCCAGCCGCAAGCCCCCUCCGUCAGCUGCAGCUCCUGGUGGCCAGAGCGGCUGGGGGUGAGGAGGACGCCCUGGGCUCACAGGGGCGCCCGUCUGCUGGUACCCCAAGCCCUGGGUCUCUGGAAGGGGACAGUGCGGAAGGUGGGGACAUGGCCCGCAGCCCCCCCCAGGACGUCUCCGCAGCGGCCAGAAGUCAGCUGCAACCUGAGGCUGACGGACGCCUGGACCUCCUCGGCCAGGCUGGGGAGCCCGAGGGCCAAGGCAAAGCAGGCAGACAGCGGCCGGAUAACUGGGGGGAUCUGCUGGGGCUGGACAGCCUCUUCACGGUCAGUGCCAGUCCUGAGACUGCCCUGGCCGGGGAGGCAGACCAGCUAGGGGGACAGCUCCAGGGAAACAGCCAGCUCUUAGGCCUUCGGAAGGAGGCCUGGGCCCCCCAAAGCCCUACCUCGUGUGAUGCAGAAACUUUGGUUCCGGCCUUGGCAGUGGCCCACGUCCGAAAUGGGCCUGAAGCCCAGACCUCCGAGAAGGCGGCCAGCCCGGGCCUGGAGAAGCAACUGCUGCUCACUGGGGACAACCCCGCUUCUGCCGUCAGGGAGCUGACCACCUGUGUCCCCCGGCCCGCUUCUGCAGCCACCCCCAUUCCCUGCGGCCUGGAGCAUCUGCCCCCGGAAGACCCUCCCAGGGGACCUUCAGGCGAGCUGGGGGGGCUGCUCCCAGCACCUCCAGCCUGCGGGGAUGCUGACAGCCCGCAGCCCCUCCCACCCCCUUCUCCUGCCGGGCCCCCUCCACGAAGGGCUGACUGCAGCCCGGCCGCCGCAGAUGCCGGAGCUGGGCCACCUGCGGCAACUCCCCCAUCUUCGAGGACAAGCCCCUGUGGCUUCAAGGAAAGCCUGGCCCACCGCCCCCUCCUGGGGGACCACAGCCCCCCACAGAACCCUCCCUUGGGCCGGCCUGGCUGCAUCCGUGUCUUCACUCCGGCCUGGGGGCAGGACCACCCUGAAGGCAGCGUGGCAGGACCUCUAGAAGAUUCCAGAAAGGAGAAGCCAAGGCGCUCUCCUGCCUGUGUCACCAGUUCUCCCCCCAUGAGGCCCGACUCCCCAAGAGUCACCACGAGCACCCCUGCCGGGCCUGACGUUGCCACCGCAGAUGGCACAGGGGCAGAAAGAGGCCCUGGGGUUGCCCAUCCAGACCCGCACGGCUGGGGAGCCUCACCCCACCGCGGCCCCAGAAGGAGGCCCCCUGGCCCUGCCUCCCCAGAGCCCCCAGGCAACAGGCAAGGCCAGGGUGUCACUGCUGUGCCCACCAACACUUCCACAUGGGGGGUCACGGGGCCAGAGUCCUGUGCCUGCCAGGAAGGCGAGGCGGGGACUGACUGCUCUAGCGCCAUGACGGCCCCCGGAGCGGACACCAGCGACCUCGCCGUCCCCUGCCCGUCCCUGGAGAUCCCCCGGGGCAGAACUGCGUCUCCCAGCAGCACAGCCCAGGACUCCAGACCUAGCUCUCCCCAGAGCCUCAGAACCGUUCACUGCACUCCCCAGAGUCCACAGGGCAGCAGACAGAAGGCUGUGUCCACAGAAAAUGCCCCCCAGGAGGACGGAACCUCCAGCGGGCGGCCGGUGACCUGUGAAGUGUGUGCAGCCUCCUUCCGCUCCAGACCGGGCCUGAGCCGCCACAGAGCCCGGAAGCAUGGGCUGCACAGGAGCCCCCCCGCCCCACCCGGCCCCCAGCCCCCAGCAUGCCAGCCCCCCGGAAAGAGGAGCCGCCGGGCACCUGGGAAGGAGAAGUCCAGCCAGGUGCUGAACGGCCCUGGCCGUGCCACUGGGCUGCCUCCUGACCAGGGUACAGAGGCUCCUGAGGAUGCGUCAGGUCCUCAGCCAGCCAGGGGACUCAGUGCGGGGAGCACCCUGGGCUGUUCCCCCAGCCGGGAACCUCAUCCCCCAGGUCCGGGCGAGCCGGGAGAGGACAGGAGGCCGGCAGAGCCCAGGAAGCAGGCCCCACUGGUGGGGGACAAACGCUGUCCCAAACAGGCAGACAAAGGAAGCGGCCAGCGGCGGGGCAGGGCGCCCAUGGAUGUCCCCAGCAAUGUGGAGGGGAAGUUGCAGGGAAAGGGGAGAAAGCCAAGAGCCAGGAGGUUCCGGGAGGCGAACGGUCCUCCGGUCAGUCCCGGUGUGAUUUCUGGCAGAAGCCGCCGGGGUCCGUCCACUGCAACUGCCAGUCCCCCGGGGCCUCCGGGCAGCCUCCUCUCGGUGCAGGCCGAGCCGGAUGCCAACGCCUGCUGGCCCGGGGUGAUGGAGAACACGGUGGACACAGAUCCGGAGGAGACGCCCGCACAGAGGUCACUGCAGGAUUGGAUGACCCGUGUGGAGGGGGUGGGGUGGGCGCCGCCUGGGGACAGGCCCAGGGGACAGAAGGCAGCCCUGGCCAGGGGCUGCUGGGGGCCCAGGGAGGCCAGAACAUCGGACAUCCACAAAGAGCCGGCGGGGGCAGCUGGGGCCGAACCUGCAGGGCACCGCAGAGCAGCGGAGAGUGGAUCGGGACAAGGAGGAGGGGAGGGGCCUGGGCCCGCCUCCAGCCCCCCAGGCCCUCAGGAGACACAUGUAUCUGCCGGAGGGGCCAGCAGCAGCUGCUCCCCGGGCCCCCUGCACAACCCAGAAGCGCAGGUCAGCGUCCAGGCAUGUGAGGGCGCAGCUCCAGGAGCCCCCAGCCCAGGUCUCCGGGACCCUCUGAGCCUGUUUGAGGACGAAGCCUCCUUUUCACAGCUCUUCCCUCUGGGCGACCGCUUGACGCAGAAGAAGAACCCCCGAGUCUACGGGAAGCGCUGUAAGAAGCCGAAGGCCCCGCCCCCGCCCGAGCCCCUGCGCGAGGUGGGGGGCUGCCUCGCGCUGGGCUCGGCCCGCCUGUCCACGGACCUCAGCGACUCGGGCUCUCUCUGCCUCUCCCACGAGGACCCGUGGGGUGACGAGGCCGCGGGUCUGCCGGAGUCCUUCCUGCUGGAGGGCUUCCUGAGCAGCAAGGUGCCCGGCAUUGACCCCUGGGCCCCCAGCCCCAGCCUGUGGGCCCUGGAGGCCGACCCGGGGGUGGACUCUGCGGAGGACCGCGGGUCAGAGAACAUUCCCGAGCUGCACAUGGUUCCGCCGUCUUGGCGAGACCUGGACCUGCAGGUCCCAGCUGAAGGGGUGACCUCUUCUCUAGGAGAGCUGAGCCCAGAGCCCCCAGACCUGGAGCAGGAACGCUACGACAGCGGGCCCCCCGGGGCCGCCGUGGACCUGGAGAUGCUCCGCGCCAAGCUGGACGAGCAGGACCUGGGCUUCCUGACGCCCCGGGACGCCCCCGGGGGUGUCCUCAGCACCAGCUCCUUAGACUUCGCGGAGCCGCCGAGCCCCGGCGCCGCCGGGGCGGGGGGAGCGCCGGGCCGGGACCGGCCGGCCAAGGCCAGCAGGGCGUCCUACAAGUGCAAGGUGUGCUUCCAGCGCUUCCGCGGCCUGGGCGAGCUGGACCUGCACAAGCUGGCCCACAGCCCCGCGCCGCCGCCCACCUGCUACCUGUGCGUGGCGCGCAGGUUCGGCUCCCGCGAGCGGCUGCGGGCGCACCUGCAGGAGAAGCACGCGCAGAGCGGGCCGGGCCGCUGGGCCUGCGGCAUGUGCGGGCGCGCGGCCGCCGACGUCUGGAUGUACAACGAGCACCUGCGGGAGCACGCGCUGCGGUUCGCCCGCAAGGGGCCGGCGCGGGGGGCCCUCGGGGACUGGGGCGCCGGCCGGCGGGGCGCACGCGUCCCGGGCGGCGGCGCGGGGCAGGCGUCCGGACCCCGCGGGGGCGGGCGCUCCCCGGCCGACGGGCGCCCCGGGGAGGCGUCGGGGCCGCAGCCGGGGGCCGGGAGAGGGUCGCCGAGGGACAGCGCGAGCCCCCCGGCUGCGGCCGCCCGCCCCGACCCCGAGCGCACCCCGGCGCCGGACGGGGCCUCGGCGGGCAGCAGCCGCCCCGCGGCCUGCGGGAAGCCCCCUGCUCCCCGCGGCUCUGCCCAGGCGCGCGCCGGCCGCUCCCCGCCGCCCCGGGCCGGCCGUGCGCCCCCGGCCUGCGAGGACCCCUCGCGCGACUGCCACCACUGCGGCAAGCGCUUCCCGAAGCCCUUCAAGCUGCAGCGCCACCUGGCGGUGCACAGCCCGCAGCGCGUCUACCUGUGCCCGCGCUGCCCGCGCGUGUACCCCGAGCACGAGCAGCUGCGCGCGCACCUGGGCGGGGCGCACGGCGCGCGGGGGCCGCUGGAGCUGCCGCACACGGCGCUCUACGCCUGCGAGCUGUGUGCGCACGUCACGCGCGGCGGCCGGCGGGCGCUCGUGUGCAGCGCCUGCAACUACACCUUCGCCAGGAAGGAGCAGUUCGAGCGGCACAUGCGCAAGCACCGGGGCGGGGCGCAGCCGCCCUUCGCCUUCCGCCGCGUGCGCAGGCCCGGCGCCCCCGACCCCAAGGCGCCGGCCCGCGAGGGCGCGCUGCCCAGCAAGCGGCGCCGGGUGGCCGCGCCCGGCAGCCCCGCGGGGCCCGGCGCCCGGGGGCCUCUGUCCUGGGGCUGCAGCCCGCCCCGGAGCGAGGGGUCGCUCCCAGCCCUGCUCCGGCCCUGCCCAGAAGCAGCCCCUGGCGCCACCAAGGGGCAGCCCGGGACCCCGGAGAGGCCUGUAGACCCCGUGGGCCCCCCGGGGACGGGGGGCGACGUGCCCUCUGACCUCCAGGAGCCGCUGCCCCCGGCUCUGUCUCCUUUCCCGGCGGCCUCCGCUGAUGGCCAAGGUGGCCGCAAGCCAGGCGGAGCCCCGGCGAGGUCCGCAGGUGAGGCUUCUCCGGGCAGCCCUGGGCCUCCUCUGCAGCAGGCUCUCCCGCUGGGGGGGUCCGUGCCGCGGCCAGGGGCCAGAGGCCAAGAUGGAGAGGGAAAGAGGGCUACUGGCCCAUUCUCAGGGAAACGCAGGACCCCAAGUACCCCUGACCUUUGCCUGGAAGCCCCGUCCCUCCCCCAGAAGGAGAAGCAGGUGUCCACAGGACUCACGGUGCCCGAGGGAGGUACAGGGGGUCCCUCCCACAAGGGCAGUGCGGUCAAGCCUUGGGGUGGCCGGAGUUCCUCAAAGGACAGGUCGGCUAUGCCCACCCCCAGCAAAGCCCCCAGGUUCCCGGUUCCACCGAAGAAGGUCGUGGCCAGUCCGACACCCACAGAGCUGACCCAUGGCACUGAGCCUACCACCCUCAAAGCCAAGCCGAGCCCCAGCACCCAGGGCAGUGGAGGCCCACGGCACGGCAGCAAGACGGCAGGUGGCAGCCAGCCCCAGCCGGCCAGCGGGCAGCUCCAGAGUGAGACGGCCACGACCCCAGCCAAGCCCAGCUGCCCAGGCCAGGGCCCCGCCCCAGACAAGCACCCUCCUCGAGCCAAAAGUUCUCCCAAGGGGCCAAGGGAAGCCGGUGACCAGGGUUCCCGAGGGAGCCUGGACACCAGGGAGGAUGGGGAGGUCAGCGAGAAGAAGAGGAAGGGCAGGGCCCCAGGGCCAAGCAGGAGUGAGAGUGUGGGGAGCUUGGGGAGAGCACACUUGGUCCCUGACAAGCCCCCCCGGGCCCCCCGAAAACAGGCGACGCCCAGCCGUGUGCUCCCCACCAAGGCCAGGCCCAGUAACCAGAGCAGCCCGAUGCCACCCCAGCCGUCAGAGCAACGGCAGGCGGGCCCCGGACACACCCAUGGGGACUGCAGACGCAGCAAGGAGGGACAGGGCAAAGCCUGCCCCCAGGGGAGACCCCUGCAGAGACCCCCGAAGAGGGACAGAGCUGUCCACGGUGCUGAACCAGCCGACCGCCGUGCCUGCCGGACCGCCGCCUCCCAGAACGACCUCCUCAGCCAGCUCUUCGGGCAGAGACUGACCAGCUUCAAGAUCCCGUUAAAGAAGGACCCUCCAGAGUAGUUCACGGCCGUGAGUUCCCUUGGAGACGUGGAGGCUGCAGAGGAGGCUCAGGCCAUGGAUGGCACCCGCCUCCCAGAGCCAGAGGCCGGAGUGCCGGAGCCGGAG